CACAACCCAAAGGAAUGCUCCGUUAAAUUACAUUCAGAUGGGAGGUUGGCAUGCCCGUCCUUUGCGUUAUGGACGAUGCCGCCGUGCUUAAGAAGAAAGGUUACAUCCUGGGACGCAUUCUGGGUGAGAGCUCCUUUGCCAAAGUGAAAUCAGCCUACUCGGAGCGCCUAAAAUUCAACGUGGCCGUGAAAAUCACAGACAGGAGGAAAGUCCCCACGGAGUUCUUAGAAAAAUUUCUGCCCCGGGAGUUGGAGAUUUUGUCCACCGUGAACCACUGCUCGAUCAUCAAGAUCUACGAGAUCUUUGAGACCUCUGGGAAAGUCUAUAUCGUGAUGGAGCUCGGGGUGCAGGGAGACCUGCUGGAAUUUAUCAAGAAUAACCGUGGUCUUCCCGAGGAAGUGGCCCGCCGCAUGUUCCGGCAGCUGUGCUGCGCGGUCAAAUACUGCCACGACUUAGACGUGGUGCACCGGGACCUGAAAUGCGACAACGUUCUGCUGGACAAAGACAUGAACGUCAAGUUGUCGGAUUUUGGCUUUUCCAAGCGGUGUUUCCGGGAUGGGAACGGCAAAAUCAUCCCCAGUCAGACGUUCUGUGGUUCUGCGGCUUAUGCCGCCCCCGAGGUGAUUCAGGGCAUCCCUUACCACCCCAAAGUUUAUGACAUGUGGAGCUUGGGCGUCAUCUUGUACGUCAUGGUCUCCGGGUACAUGCCGUACGACGACUCCAACGUCAAGCGGAUGCUCCGGCUGCAAAAGGAACACCGGGUCCUCUUCCCCGAGUAUUUGAGCCUUGAGUGCAAAGAUAUUAUUUUCCGCAUGCUGCAGCCUGACGUCUCUCACCGGCUACGGAUUGAAGAAGUUUUGAACCACCCUUGGGUACAGGGGAAGCGGCUGAAGUCAUAG
This is a messenger RNA of Elgaria multicarinata webbii, 899 nucleotides long. RefSeq names its product testis-specific serine/threonine-protein kinase 2-like. Gene Ontology annotation, molecular function: protein serine/threonine kinase activity; ATP binding. The coding region runs from base 51 to 899 and encodes 282 amino acids. Gene Ontology annotation, biological process: intracellular signal transduction; protein phosphorylation. The transcript has a single exon. The record is from RefSeq and is a predicted model, not a curated record. NCBI's taxonomy places the organism in Eukaryota, Metazoa, Chordata, Lepidosauria, Squamata, Anguidae. Gene Ontology annotation, cellular component: cytoplasm.